AUGCCUAAAUCCAGCAACCUAGAACCCAGCCCCAGGAUUUGUGCCUCGAAGCUCGCAUACAAAACAGUCAACGAAAUUUGGGAUCAUAAGGAGCUUAUAUAUAAAAUUUUCGACUCCCCACCGGCCCAAGAUGUGACUGAGUUAGAUGAAUUCGUUUUCGUUAUUCGCAAACGCAUUGACAGAAACACAAGUGAGGUCACAGAUUAUAUUGACAUUAAAUCGCCGGGUCUGCGAGACAUCUUGAGGAUGGUCUUGAAAGAUAUUCGAACAGCGGGUCUUGAGUCAGAGAAGCCUGCAACUGAACAGAAUCUAUUGUAUCAUUUCCUUCCUGACCUGAAAGACUAUGCUGGACGUAACUCAGAAAAUGAGGUCUUGACUGACACUGAGCUUCAUCUCAAUUUGCUAAUUCAGCAUCUGGAAGAUGCCUACCAGUCGAUAUCCGAUCAGCUUGACUCCUUACUCAGCCAUGGAAAGAUAACUUGGGAUCUCUUAUCGGCGCUUUUUAAACCUGGUACACUGGUCUUCAUGGUUUGUCCUUCCACCGGUCUGCCCCGAUGUGUUCGGUAUAAUUUUGGAGAGGAAAAGAGGACGGUCAGAAACGGUCCCUGCUUUCAUAUUAACAGCCAGUAUUUCGAUUUUGACGGAGACGCGUUUGGAGAAUUUGCCGUGGAGUACAUCGAAGACAUCAAGUUCUCGGAUUCUGCUUUUGAUAUGUUGACUAUCCCGGAAGAUAAGAAGAAAGUUAUCAAAUCUCUCACUGAGAGCCGUGUUAGUGCAACAAACGAGGCCGGUUUUGACGAUAUCAUCGUAGGAAAAGGACAAGGGAUCAUCAUCUGUUUGCACGGUCCUCCAGGAACUGGGAAGACUCUCACAGCCGAGGCCAUGGCUGAGCGGCUUCAACGCCCGCUCUACUCGGUAUCCGCUGGAGAUCUUAGCACGAAUGCGGAAGAGCUGGAUGUCCAGCUUACCCGUGCUUUCCGCAUCGCUAGUGACUGGAAAGCGCUGGAACGAAACCGGCUUGUCGCGACAUUCCUUCGAACGAUGGAAUAUUACAAUGGAAUCUUCUUCCUCACCACCAAUAUGCUCGAGAAUUUUGAUGAAGCCAUUCUCGAUCGGAUCCAGCUCAACCUUCGAUACGAUAACUUAAAUCCUUCCGCUCGACGAAAGGUUUUCGAGCAUUUCUUGGAGGAAGUGAAGGCAUGUGUUGCGGAGACCGACAUUGAAAUAUUCGCCGAAAUCGCAUUGAACGGUCGUCAGAUCAAAAACAUUGUUAAGAUCGCCUAUAAUGUCGCUAUGUGCGAGAAUAUGACAACACGCGCCAACCAUAUUCGAACAGCCCUCACUGCAAAUGGGCACAGCAUUCCCACUCAAGUCACAAGGCUGUCUGAUGACACUUUAUACGAUUAG
Molecule: messenger RNA, 1407 nt
Organism: Talaromyces proteolyticus
Lineage: Eukaryota; Fungi; Ascomycota; Eurotiomycetes; Eurotiales; Trichocomaceae
Product: P-loop containing nucleoside triphosphate hydrolase protein
Exons: 9
Coding region: 1-1407 (468 amino acids)
Molecular function (GO): ATP hydrolysis activity; ATP binding
Source: RefSeq, a predicted model, not a curated record